CCUCACACGCCACGCUGCUCCACCACCGCUCCUCCUCGCUCCACGUCCAACCCCAAGGACGAGGUGAGGAUCAAGUGGAUGAAGCUGGAGGAGGCGGGGGAGAAGGUGGUGCUGGUGGCGCAGGGCGGCGUGGUGAAGGUGGGGAAGGAGUUCCAGAGCCGGGUGUCGGUGCCGAGCCACCCGCUGUCGGUGGGAGACGCCUCCCUCAUCAUGGUGCGUCUGCGGGCGAGCGACGCCGUGUACCGCUGCGAGGUGAUGCACGGGAUGGAGGACAUGCAGGACACCGUCAGCCUCAGCGUCGCUGGCGUGGUGUUUCACUACAGAGCCAGCACCAGCCGCUACACUCUCGACUUUCCCGCCGCCGUGAGGGCGUGUCACGACGCCGGUGCCGACAUCGCUGAACCCGAACAGCUGACGGCCGCUUUCGAGGACGGCCUGGACCAAUGUGACGCAGGCUGGCUCGCCGACCAGUCAGUCAGAUACCCAAUCACGGUGCCCCGUCUCGGCUGUUUGGGUAAUCUGGAGAGCAGAGCGGGCGUGAGAACGUACGGCGUCCGUGACCCCACGGAACAAUACGAUGUGUACUGCUACGUGGACAAACUACGAGGUGAGGUCUUCUACGCCGACCUCAGAGAGAAGGUCGUCUUCCAGCAGGCGUCCGCGGAGUGUCAAAAGCACAACGCCGUGUUGGCGGCGCCCGGUCAGCUGUACGCGGCCUGGAGGGCGGGGCUUAGCCGCUGCGACUACGGCUGGCUCUCCGACGGCAGCGCCCGCUACCCCAUCACCGUCCCGAAGCCUCAGUGUGGAGGAGGCCUGCUGGGGGUCCGCACGCUCUACAAGCACAAGAACCAGACCGGCUACCCGGACAAAACGGACAAACACGGCGUGUUCUGCUUCAAAGAUCUCCUGCCGUGCUCCACCAGCAACUGUCUGAACGGAGGAUCCUGCUACAAAAAAGGAGCUCAGAAUAUCUGCGUGUGUGCACCUGGUUACACUGGGAAUCACUGUGAAACAGAUGUCGAUGAGUGCCAGUCUAACCCGUGUCUGAAUGGAGCCACCUGUCUGGAUGGAGUCAGCUCCUACACCUGCCUCUGCCUGCCCAGCUAUGCAGGAGAGCGCUGCGAGCAAGACAUCGAGGUUUGUGGGUACGGCUGGCAGAAGUUUCAGUCCCACUGCUACAAGUACUUCACCCACCGUCGUACGUGGGACUCGGCUGAGAGGGAGUGUCGGCUGCACGGCGCCCACCUGACCAGCAUCCUGUCGCAGGAGGAACAAACCUUUGUCAACCGCCUCGGCAGUGACUACCAGUGGCUCGGACUCAACGACAAGAUGUUUGAGAGAGACUUCAGAUGGACGGACGGCAAGCCGAUG
Messenger RNA from Labrus bergylta (ballan wrasse), 1371 nucleotides. NCBI's taxonomy places the organism in Eukaryota, Metazoa, Chordata, Actinopteri, Labriformes, Labridae. The record is from RefSeq and is a predicted model, not a curated record.